CUUCAACACCACUCUGCGAACCACAACAGCUCCAGCAGUCCUCUCACAAUCUCACAGCCGCCACCAUGUCCGAGCGAAAAGUACUCUCCAAAUACUACCCCCCCGACUUCGACCCCUCGAAAAUCACCCGCACGCGCGGGCCCAAGCAAGCGGGGCCUAAAGUCCAAGUCGUGCGCCUCAUGGCCCCCUUCAGCAUGAAGUGCCUCCACUGCGGCGAAUACAUCUACAAAGGCCGCAAGUUCAACGCGCGCAAAGAAACCACAGACAUCAAAUACUACGCCAUCACCAUCUACCGCUUCUACAUCCGCUGCACGCGGUGCUCGGGUGAAAUCACCUUCAAAACGGACCCCGCGAACAUGGACUACGAGUGCGAGCGGGGCGCGAAGCGGAACUUCGAGCCGUGGCGCGAGGCGAAGCUGGCGGAGGAGACGGAAGAGCAACGGUUGGACAGGUUAGAGAGGGAGGAGGCGGAGCGGGAUGUUAUGAAGGAGCUGGAGGCGAAGACGAUUGACGCGAAGACGGAGAUGGCGAUCGCGGAUGCGUUGGACGAGAUUCGGUCGCGGAAUGCGAGGAUCGAGAAGGCGGAGAAGGAUGGCGGGACGACGGCGGUAGAGCGUGAUGUUGUAGGGGAGGAGCGGCGGCGGCAGGAAGAGGAGGACGCUGAGGCUGCGAGGAAAGCGUUCGAGAGCAAGAAGAUGCCUGAUCUUGAGGAGGAGAUCAUCGAGAUGGACGGGCCUUCGACUGAUGGCGAAGGUUCUGUCGCCAGUUCGCCAACCAUGAGUGCAUCGACCGUGGCCAUGCCUCCGCCGCCGGUCCCGGCCUUCAAGCGACAGGUCAAAAAGAAGAAGGAUUUCAGUGCGGCACUGGGGAUCAAGAAGAAGCCUUCUUUGGUGUAAAGUUGAUUGUUAUUGUACGGCGUUCUAGCGUUCUUGCAUUAUACGGUUAUAUCCUAGCGAAAUCAAUGUCUCACAUCGGACUCCAAACAUCAUAGUGGAGUCUCAGUGGAACAUUUGCUUCUUCAAUGUCCAAGAAGUAUCCCAAUAUUUACUCAACAACAGUACGAACAUAGACCACUUCGUUCCUCGUUCCG
Mytilinidion resinicola is the source of this 1090-nucleotide messenger RNA. RefSeq names its product DUF572-domain-containing protein. The coding region runs from base 66 to 896 and encodes 276 amino acids. Gene Ontology annotation, biological process: mRNA splicing, via spliceosome. The record is from RefSeq and is a predicted model, not a curated record. The transcript has a single exon. Lineage: Eukaryota; Fungi; Ascomycota; Dothideomycetes; Mytilinidiales; Mytilinidiaceae. Gene Ontology annotation, cellular component: U2-type catalytic step 1 spliceosome.